Molecule: messenger RNA, 748 nt
Organism: Ectocarpus sp. CCAP 1310/34
Lineage: Eukaryota; Phaeophyceae; Ectocarpales; Ectocarpaceae
Source: the annotation of a GenBank genome assembly
CUGCCCUUUACACUUUCCUACCGCUGCUCGAUAUCCUCCACGCUCAUCUGCCGUCUACAGUAGUACUUGGCUACUCUGUCUACGUGCCCACGGAAGCAUCUCCGACACUCCCCGCCCGCUGAAAAUUGUCCAUGUCCUCCGUUCCUCCUGACCGUCUUCGUGCCCGUUCUUUCCUCAGAUGGGCGACGUUCUCGACGUAAGAAAAGAGAACGUGUGCCGCGGGUCCUCGCCGGAAGUCCUUUGCGCCUACCGCAAGCGCGUGAGAAACCGGCUGAACGGCGAGCGCCGUCGGCAGCGCAUGGCGAGGGGGCUCCCUUCAAGAAAGCCACCACGCAUUAGCGCCAUCACCUCCCGCGCAGACUUUCCCUCGGCCGCUGCCAAGAAGAAAGCGCAACAAGCCGGCGGAGAAACGGCUACCGACGACAACGACAACAAUCAUGGUGCCAGCAACGAGCGGGGUGGUGGUUGUCGCGGCGGUGGUGGUGGUGUCAGUCUGAUACAAGACGAGCUCGGGCGAGAGCCGUACCUAAUGCUCGUGAGGGCUAGGAGCAGAUCUUCUCUGGAACAAGAGCUAUCUUCGCGUGGUGGGGGGAGCAACAAGAAAUCCGUUGCCUCCACAAAUAUUAGCGCCCGGUUUUGCUCGGAUUGUGUCGGUGGUUGUAAGGGGACGUGCUCACCCGAUGGUGCGAGGAGUGGUCGUUCUCGCAGCUGCAGCACCGGAAUUGUCGCUGAGGGGCUGGCAGGGUGA